AUGCCGUCCACUCUCCGCAUCUCCAGCCGGCCCCUCGUCUCGCUCGCCGUCCGGGGCCGGACAAUCCACAGCACACCGCGCGCGCCGCGCCCCUACAAGGAUUCGCAGGACCGGGAGUCGCUCCAGCCGCGUUCGGCCGAGAACACAAAGUCGGGCCGGGACGACGAGCUGGCAGGCUACGGCGACGCCGCCUUCGACCCGCACAAGACCAAGCCCGAGCCGGAGGGGCGGAUGGCCGGGGCGCGGUCCGACGGCAAUCCGCUGGAGGCCAGCGGGGCCAACCAGGAGCUGAGCAAGCCCAGGGGCGACGAGAAGUCCAAGGCGGACCGGGGCGCGGGCGACGAGGUGCGCAAGGGGGGACGCAGUGGCAGUGGAAAUGCGCCCAAGAAGGGCGAGCCGGGGAGGGUGUAG
This is a messenger RNA of Hirsutella rhossiliensis, 411 nucleotides long. RefSeq lists its product as uncharacterized. The coding region runs from base 1 to 411 and encodes 136 amino acids. The record is from RefSeq and is a predicted model, not a curated record. The transcript has a single exon. NCBI's taxonomy places the organism in Eukaryota, Fungi, Ascomycota, Sordariomycetes, Hypocreales, Ophiocordycipitaceae.